Paralichthys olivaceus (Japanese flounder) is the source of this 1381-nucleotide messenger RNA. Lineage: Eukaryota; Metazoa; Chordata; Actinopteri; Pleuronectiformes; Paralichthyidae. The record is from the annotation of a RefSeq genome assembly.
AUGCUAAAAAUCUUAAUUCCAACACUUAUACUUAUCCCAACAGCCUGGCUGGUCAAACCAAACUGACUCUGACCAACUACCUUAACUCAUAGUUUCUGCAUCUCCCUAGCUAGUCUCUCAUGACUUAAGAACCUUUCAGAAACUGGCUGAUCUUCACUAAACCUCUGUAUAGCAACAGAUGCCCUAUCAACACCCCUUCUUGUCCUCACAUGCUGAUUACUCCCCCUGAUAAUUUUGGCAAGUCAAAACCACACGGCCUCAGAACCCAUCAACCGCCAGCGCAUGUAUAUUACCCUCCUUACCUCACUUCAAUUCUUCUUAAUCCUCGCAUUCGGCGCAACCGAAAUUAUCAUGUUUUACGUGAUGUUCGAAGCCACUCUUAUCCCCACGCUCAUUAUUAUCACACGCUGAGGUAACCAAACAGAACGUCUUAACGCAGGUACCUACUUCCUAUUCUACACCCUGGCAGGGUCACUCCCCCUGCUCGUCGCCCUACUAUUGCUUCAAAAUUCCGCCGGGACCCUCUCACUCCUCACCCUCCAUUACACCGACCCAACUCAUAUAACAUCCUAUGGAGACAAACUUUGAUGAGCGGGCUGCCUCCUGGCCUUCCUAGUUAAAAUACCUCUCUAUGGUGUCCAUUUAUGACUUCCCAAGGCACACGUCGAAGCCCCCAUUGCAGGCUCAAUAAUUCUUGCAGCUGUCCUUCUUAAGCUUGGCGGUUACGGCAUAAUCCGAAUGAUAACAAUGCUAGAGCCACUAACUAAGGAACUAAGCUACCCCUUCAUCAUCUUCGCACUCUGAGGUGUAGUAAUAACUGGCUCGAUUUGUCUACGACAAACUGACCUUAAAUCCCUAAUUGCCUACUCAUCCGUCAGCCACAUAGGCCUGGUAGCUGGGGGGGUUCUAAUCCAAUCACCCUGAGGCCUCACAGGGUCCCUAAUCCUGAUAAUCGCCCACGGUCUAACCUCCUCAGCUCUCUUUUGUUUGGCUAACACAAACUACGAGCGAACACACAGCCGGACCAUGGUACUGGCACGAGGACUUCAAAUGGCCCUCCCCCUUAUGGCAACCUGGUGAUUUAUUGCCAGCUUAGCCAACCUAGCACUUCCACCUCUUCCUAACCUUAUGGGUGAACUUAUAAUUAUUAUCUCCCUAUUUAACUGAUCCUGAUGAACCCUGGCACUCACAGGAACCGGCACCCUGAUCACAGCUGGCUAUUCACUCUAUAUAUUCCUUAUAACCCAACGAGGCCCGCUCCCAACACACAUUCUUGCACUCGAACCAUCUCACACCCGAGAACACCUGCUCAUUGCCUUGCACCUACUCCCUCUCAUUCUCCUAGUGCUUAAACCCGAGCUAAUUUGAGGCUGAACAGCCU